Molecule: messenger RNA, 2923 nt
Organism: Salarias fasciatus (jewelled blenny)
Lineage: Eukaryota; Metazoa; Chordata; Actinopteri; Blenniiformes; Blenniidae
Gene: ubtd1b
Product: ubiquitin domain containing 1b
Exons: 4
Coding region: 547-1260 (237 amino acids)
Molecular function (GO): protein binding
Source: RefSeq, a predicted model, not a curated record
UAGCUCCCCACGGCUAGUCACCUUUUACCAGCAGGGAGGGAAGUAACGCUGUAAAGAGCGUGGAAACUCGCAGAAAGUGCUGAAAAAGAACCGAAACUCCACUUCGGAGCGCGGCCUGAGAGGAAACCGGAACUUUUGCAACGGGGGUCGUCUCGCUGGGGGGACGAUGUGGAGUGCGUGGAAGUUUGUGUUUACUGAUGUUGGGGAAGCUAGCUGGCUAACACCGUUAGCCUGUUAGCGAGAAAACACUCAGAACUCCGCCGAACUUGACGGGCAAGACGGAUAACACACACUUUACCGACGGGACGUUUCGAGUCUAUUAGUCAAACUCAUGUGACUUUGCUGCGAGCCACGAGAUUGUGUGGAUCGUUUCAUUCCUGACGUGUGUUCACUGCAACUGCAAGAUCUCCAGACGAGCAAACGGAUGACGAGACGUGGUUUUAUGAUUGCGAUUUGUCGGACUUAGUUCACGGUCCUCCUCCAGAGAUGGGCCCCGUCCUCAGCCAGUGAGACCCCGGGGGGAGAGGAUCUGCAGCCCGCUGAGCCAUGGGAGGAUGUGUGGGGAGGUACUGGGAAGGCUGGGAGGACACGCAGAGCCGAGGCUCGUCCAGGAACGGUGGACGUGGAGGACGGAACGAGCCCCUGAAGAAAGACCGGCCCAAGUGGAAGAGCGACUACCCGAUGACGGAGGGCCAGCUGCGCAGCAAGCGGGACGAAUUCUGGGACACGGCGCCGGCGUUUGAGGGCCGCAAGGAGAUAUGGGACGCCCUGAAGGCCGCCGCCGUGGCCCUGGAGUGCAACGACCACGAGCUGGCCCAGGCGAUCGUGGACGGCGCCAGCAUCACACUGCCGCACGGAACCCUGACGGAGUGCUACGACGAACUGGGGAACCGCUACCAGCUGCCCGUCUACUGCCUGGCCCCGCCCGUCAACCUCAUCUCGGAGCGCAGCGACGAGGACCCCGGCGACAGCCCCGAGCCCUCGGCGGCAACCAAGAAGGAGUUCCAGCUCAAGGUCCGCCUGUCCACGGGAAAGGACGUGCGCCUCAGCGCCAGCAUGGCCGACAGCAUCGGGCAGCUGAAGAAGCAGCUGCAGGUCCAGGAGGACAUCGACUCCGGACACCAGCGCUGGUUCUUCUCCGGGAAGCUGCUGACGGACAAGACGCGGCUGCAGGACACCAAGAUCCAGAAGGACUUCGUCAUCCAGGUCAUCGUCAACCCGCAGGCCCUCCAAGCAAACAAGACCCCCACGUCCGAGUAGCCCAGGGGGCGGGGCGGUGGCGGGAAGGGGGCGGGGCUUCCACAUCCUGGAAGGUCUGUCUGACUGUGGAGAAGGGAGGAACUGCAAAGCGCUGCUUUUCUUUCUCGUGCUGCCUUUCAGCGUUCCAACCACGACUUCUGCGAGCCUUAAGAGGAGCCCGACGUGCACGCUCAACGUGCACGCGCCGCCUCCGGGUGCCAACGGAGGGAAAGUGUUGGUUGUGAAGCACAUUACUACUAAAAGACAUGUCAGUGUAUGUGAGCCUUUUCUUUCUUUCUUUUUUUCCCACCUCCUUCGUUCUUUUACUGAGGAAAUAUUGUAAACCGAGCUUUUUUUGCACAUUCAAAGAUUAUUACUAUACUUUUGUGGUAGUUUGUGUGCCUUCGACAAGACAAAAAAUGAAAUCUGGGGGCCUUCGACGCAAGAUUUACAGCUCAGCCUUGUGUUUUUUUUUUAGAUUCAGGAGCUAACAGAUUGAUCUAAGCUAUAAUUGCUGCCUUUAAGAGAAAACUAUCUAAAACACAUCUUAAAGGACCAGCGUCAGGAUUCAGAGGGAUCGAUCUGUGGAAAACUUUCUACCCGAAAGCCCGAAAUGAACAAAUCUGGAUGUGGAAAAGGGCUUUUCUGGAAACGUCUCCCCCGCUGCUGGUUCCCGGACGCCUUCGGAAGAGGAAUUCAAGCCACUAGUUGCCGCUAAAUCCUUCGACCUCGUCCUUUUACCCCAGUAGUUCAUGAAGGGAAAGAAGCUCUCGGAUCACUACAGAAAGAGAGCCGCUGAACGCUCGGAUAAUCACAGGCAUCCUUCUGCCUUUCAUCACCUGCUGAACGCAGACGCAGUGUUUCCUUUCGAAUCUCUUGGGAUUCCCCCUUCAAAAGACUUCACAAAAAGCGGCGAAUGAGAAAGAAGAGUUUGAGGGGUUUAGUCAUAUUUAAAUGAAAAAAGAAAAAUGUGAUUAGAGGUGGAGUCAUUAGGAAACGUUAACGUUCCCUUUACAGUUUUUCUGCCUUAACGUCAUCCCAUUAGAGGGGUUCGACCCUCCAGCCGGUGGUUUUCAUUCGCCACUGCCUCCCGUCACACGGGGAGCUCAACCAGACUGAGCCGCCGCCGCUUCCCCACGCCACAACGACUGGCCUUCUUCCUCUGCUCUCCCCUCUACCAAGACUUUUUGUUUGUGUGUUAUUAAAAGGGAUAUUUUGUAAUCGUCGUAUGCAAACUUGAAUGAGCAAUUCACUCUGUAUGUGCAAUACAAGAGACCUGGAAGCAUUGAUUUCACGAAGCACCAGCCACGACUUUUAUUAACGUCACGCAGAAAAGCAACAAUCUGAAGCCUGAGUCUGAUAAUCAGCUGCUCCACAGCGGGCCUCCAUGGACUCCCUCCUCUGACCGAUAUCUAAAAAUCUGAUCUUGAUGCAGCCCCUCCCCCCUCCCGGUGUCCAUUCAGCAUUGCGAUGUGAAGGUUAGCGCUCUGCUGACAGCUUUAUUGGUAACGUCUCCUCUUACAGCGGGUCCCUGUUUACCUCGCGUCUCUCCGCCUGUCCUCUGUUUUUCCUCUUUUAAUCCUCCCAGCAGUCGCGGAAGCGAUCCGUGGCCUUCUGAACCGAUUCCGGAAAAGCCCUCGUUCGAUCCGCGGCCUUGAUACGACGACACGACAGCAGAGUGUGG